AUGACUUCGCGCAGCAGGCCCCGCGGUGCCCAGCUCAAGGAUGAUGCCGACGAGGAGCGCAGCAUCUGGAAUCAGCUCCGCGCUGAUGCCAAGAAAGUUGAUGCCCUGGUGAGGGAAUCAAACGAGAUCGAGAAACGUAUCUAUGAGCUCGGAAUGGCACAGCAGGCUAUCGAAGCCCGGGGUGAUAUGCCUCCAGCUGAUGUUGACCAUGAACUUGACGACCUGGUCCGGAAGAAUAUUCGUCUUCAUGAAGCCAUCAGUAGCCUGACGGACGGCUCUUCGUCUGACAGCAACAUGUCCAUCACUCAAGGCCUUGAGCUCCUUUCGGCUCUCCGCGCCGCCUCCGCUAGUUCGCCCGAUACCAUCUCUAAUGGCUCCCGCCACGCCAGCUCGAAGGUUCAGCGCAACCCAAAAAGGAACAAAAUCGACCAUGCGUCCAACGAUGAUACCGACUCAAUCGCCGACUCGCCAAAGCCGUCCCUCAGUUCUGGAAUCAAGGAUCGCCUCGGCGUCGGUAGCAGUAGCAAAGCUGGAAGUAGGAGUACUAGCGUUGGCGCCGGACGCGAGACUAGCGUCAAGGUUGAGGACGGUAACGACAGCAUGGACAGCGUCAAAGCAAAGGUUAGACUGACUACGCUCUCCAAAGUCUCCACCGUCGGCGACCGUCAUCGUCUCAGUGUCGGCACUGAGGUCUUUUAUCGCAACAAGCAGAAAAAUACAGAAGGCGAGGGCAUUCUCUGCAGCGUAACUUCCGUCAUUGGAGAGGGCAAGCAACGGCGGUACGAAAUAAUCGACUCAGACCCGGACCCAUCUACACCCUUGCAACCCUACCGCGCUUCAGUCAGCAACCUUGUCCCCAUUCCGAUCUCCAAUAUCGGCCUUCCGGAACUACCACUAAGGAAAAACGUUCUCGCUGUGUACCCCGGCACCACCACUUUCUACAAAGCCGAGGUGGUUGCGUCUCGCAUGGGCAAGGGUCUUAAGAAAGAUGGGAAAGAAAUUGGUGGUUCUCUGGGCGAGCUCAAAGACGGUUUUGUCCGACUGCGCUUCGAAGGCGAGGAUGAAGCCGAUCGCGAGAUGGAUGUCGAAAGGAGAUACGUCCUGCCCGAAACCGGAAGAUAA
Messenger RNA from Lasiodiplodia theobromae, 1122 nucleotides. Its product is annotated as Saga complex component. The transcript has 5 exons. Lineage: Eukaryota; Fungi; Ascomycota; Dothideomycetes; Botryosphaeriales; Botryosphaeriaceae. The coding region runs from base 1 to 1122 and encodes 373 amino acids. Gene Ontology annotation, cellular component: SAGA complex. The record is from RefSeq and is a predicted model, not a curated record.